AUGGAGAAAAGUGAUAAAGACAGUAUCCCGUCAAAUGAAGCUAUAAUUGACGAGCUGACCAAAGAUUUAGAAAAUUCGUGCGUCAAAUCCGAGCCAGAGGAACAAAGUACCCAGGGAGUGAGUUCAGAGCCUGACUUUGAUUGCGAGGAGAAACCUCCGGAGAAAGAUUUUGAAUCAGCGAUAAAAGACUGCACAAAGGCUGUAGAAUUGAACCCAGCGUACCUAAAAGCUUACUUGAGACGCGCUCAGUUGUACGAGCAGACGGAUAAUCUUGACCAGUCACUGGCUGACUACAAGAAGAUCCUGGAACUGGACCCUGGUCACUCAGAAGCGCAUCACGCUGUUCGAAGAUUACCGCCGCUGAUUGAAGAAAAGAAUGAAAAACUCAAAGAAGAAAUGCUUGGCAAGCUAAAAGACCUCGGAAAUAUGAUUCUUAAACCAUUUGGACUGUCUACGAAUAAUUUUCAGUUAGAUAAAGACCCUUCUACUGGAGGCUAUUCUGUUAAAUUUAAUCAGGGUAACACUUAG
Molecule: messenger RNA, 528 nt
Organism: Cotesia congregata
Lineage: Eukaryota; Metazoa; Arthropoda; Insecta; Hymenoptera; Braconidae
Source: the annotation of a GenBank genome assembly